This is a messenger RNA of Chinchilla lanigera (long-tailed chinchilla), 4627 nucleotides long. It is a transcript of the gene Fgd6, whose product is annotated as FYVE, RhoGEF and PH domain containing 6. The record is from RefSeq and is a predicted model, not a curated record. The transcript has 21 exons. Bases 26 to 4399 code for a protein of 1457 amino acids. Gene Ontology annotation, cellular component: cytoplasm. Gene Ontology annotation, molecular function: metal ion binding; guanyl-nucleotide exchange factor activity. Lineage: Eukaryota; Metazoa; Chordata; Mammalia; Rodentia; Chinchillidae.
AACUCCGGUGUCAUCCUUCUCCGCCAUGCCACCCACCUCAGCACGAUGGGAAAUGAAGGCUGCAGAACAGGCGGCACCCAGGCUUCUGCCCCUGCCAGUCCCGCGGAGCCUGACAACUACAGUUCCCGAGAUAAAGAAGCCACCAGUGGCCCCCAAGCCAAAGUUCAUGGUGGCAAAUAAGAAGCCAGCUCCGCCUGCUAUUGCCCCGAAACCUGACGGCAUGGUUGCUAGCAUUCCACACUCAGCAAAGAAAACUAAACCAGCAGUUGCACCCAAACCUAAAGUUCUGAAGACCGCACCUAUGGGAGAGCCGUCGCCGUCACUGCCAAAGAGAACCACUGAGACCCUGGGAGAGCAUAAACCAGAGUGGCCCCAAAGCACUGACACCUUUAAUUGCAAAAAUGUAGGGGAUCAGAGCAGCGAUUCUAUUCUACCGAAGUGUGCCUGUGGUUCUGAAUGUAUCUGUAAGCUUGGGAAUAAAAAGAAGAUGUGUGUAAAGCAGCUUGUUUUAGAGCCCUUGGAAAUGAAAGAAUGUUUAGAAAACAGUAAAACGGAUGAGUCCUCUUUGACAAUAAAAACUCAGAUGAAGUGGAAUUCUACUGAAAAGUAUAGGAGCCACAGUGGAGUGAUUUUAAAGGCAAGCAUCCUAGAAGCCAAGCUCAAAGAUGCUCUGAAACAACAAAUGUCAGCUUUCGGUCACCUGCAGAAGCACAAAUCCACAGGUAGCUCAGAAGUGAAUGAGGGCAGCAGCGCCGACGCGCGGUUCAGAAGUGGUCCUCCAGAUGCCUCACCUUCCCCGUCCAGCUUCGAAAAUGUGCCUGUUUCUCAGAACUGCCACUUGCAGCUUCCUAGGGGUGAAUUUCAAAAGCUUGAAACUUUGGAGGAGGGAAGCAAAAAAAGCAAUAAUUACUUUCAUUCCUCUGGAUCAGAAGCUCUGGGAAAUGGUAAAAAAGAUACAUGUGUAUCUUCAGAUGAAGUUACUAAGCACACAAAAGUCAGAGACCUCAGUCCUGUAGAAAUGGACUCAGUAUCAGGUAGCCCGAAAUUUCCUAACCUAAAGCCCAGAAAGACACGUCUGUUACGCCAAAAGCAUGUAGAUACACCUAGCGAAAGUGCUGUGGAACCGGAGAAUUUAAAUAAUAGCUCUUCUUGUCUUGGUGAAGUUAGUUCAAAAAACAGUGAAGUCAGUGUUCUUCAGGAGAACGUUUUGUGUCACCUGAAUUCAGUGAACAAAGUGAAGCCGGGAAAUAAAAGUGAACUGAAUAGCAGCUCCAGUCUGGACAGACAGGACUUGUGUCAUGAGACAUCUUCCCUUGAGAACACGGCCCCUUCUUUUGAUACAGACUCUAAUUUGAGUUCUGACAGCAGGGCAGAUACAGAUGGUCCUAGUACAUCACUUGAUGUGGACAAAGAGACCUAUUUUACAAAAUCCAAUGCGUUGUCUUGGAGCCUGCCUAAGCAGCUCAAAUUAACCUGCAGUGACCAUCUGCCAGCUGGGAACCUGGAAGUGUCUGCAUCUUCAGUGCAGAAGGACUGUGUGAAGAAAGAGGAAAGUUCCUCAAGAAUUGUGCCCAAGAAACCUCAAAGGCACAGCUUGCCUGCUUCAGGGGUGCUUAAGAAGGCUGCCUCUGUGGAGCUGGUGGAGAAAAGUUCUUAUCCCUCAGUUGAAGUAAAAAGUUCAGGGAAGGUUCUAGAAGGAAAUCACCUUCAGCAUUUGUGUGCCCGAGACCACCCUAGUACGUCAUCCUCCUUUGAUAUGCCUAAACGGACUUCAGAAAAGCCGGUGUGGAAAUUACCUCAUCCUAUUUUACCGUUUUUAGGGAACUCAGAAUCCUUAAAGUUUGUCACCGUGUCUUCCAGUGAUGAGGCUUCCGCUGCCCUAACCAAGCCGAGAGCGAAGUCGUUGUCCUCGGUGGAUCUGGACAGGUGCACCAAGCCUUGCAAACACUCCCCUAAGAAGAACUCUUUCAGACAGUUGUUCAACAGGAAGCUAUCCAUGUGCUUUAUGAAGGGAGACUUUCAGAAAUUUCGACCCAGGAGUAGCCAGCCAGGAGACACAAGCAGAGGCUGGCUGUCAGCCGGGGCGUGGAGAGGGCUUGGCAGUGACUGGCGCAGCCUGGUGGUGGCCGACCUGGAGAAAAGAGGCAAACCCAGCAAGGCCUACUCUGCCGAUCACUACAGUCCGGAGUCUCAGAAGAAGAAGAAGAAGCAGAAGCUUUGGGGAGGGACUGGUGCAGAUUACGGUCCAAGAGCGGAGUCUCUGGAUGAGCAGAUGCUCUCUGGGGAACCCUCCUGUCGGGAGGCCGGCAAGGUGGUGACAAGUGUCUGUGAGCCGGAGUAUGAAAAUGUGCGCCAUUAUGAGGAGAUCCCGGAGUAUGAGAACUUGCCCUUUGUUACGGCCACAGGGAAAGCUCCCAAGUUGGAAGGGCAGAAUUCCAGCAGCAUGGAGGACGUGGAUGCUAAUGUGCCCAAGGUGCAAGAGCCAGACGAAGCUGCAGGUGAUCGGAUGCCCCUGGGGCCUGGACAUCAGCUUUCCAGCAGCUCUGGACCAGGCCCAGAGGGACCCCGGGAUCCUGACCUUGGCCUCGAAGACUUGCCUUCCGAUGAGGAUGAAGUCAUCAACAGCUCGGAUGAGGAAGAUGGCAGCUCUGGAUCGAGUAAAGGGGAGCCAGAGCCACUGGAAGAUAAGCAGGAGGAAGGCACUGGGAUGAAGAGCAAAGUUCAUCACAUCGCCGAAGAGAUCAUGAGCUCAGAGAAAGUGUUUGUGGAUGUGUUAAAACUGUUGCAUAUUGACUUCCGAGACGCCGUGGGCCAUGCUUCCAGGCAGCUGGGGAAGCCUGUCAUUGAAGACCGGAUCCUGAAUCAGAUUUUGUACUACCUGCCGCAGCUCUAUGAGCUCAACCGCGAUCUCCUGAGCGAACUGGAGGAAAGAAUGUCCAACUGGACCGAGGAACAAAGAAUCGCUGAUAUCUUUGUAAAGAAGGGCCCCUACCUGAAAAUGUAUUCCACAUACAUCAAAGAAUUUGAUAAAAACAUAGCUCUGCUGGAUGAGCAAUGCAAGAAAAACUCAGGUUUUGCUGCCGUUGUUAGAGAAUUUGAGAUGAGCCCUCGCUGUGCCAACCUGGCCCUCAAGCACUACCUGCUCAAGCUGGUCCAGAGGAUCCCGCAGUACCGGCUGCUGCUGACAGAUUAUUUGAAGAAUCUCUUAGAAGACUCUGCAGAUUACAGAGACACUCAAGAUGCCCUCACCGUGGUGAUUGAGGUGGCCAACCACGCCAACGACAGCAUGAAGCAGGGCGACAACUUCCAGAAGCUCCUGCGGAUCCAGUACAGCCUGAGCGGGCACCAGGAGAUCCUGCAGCCGGGACGGGUUUUCCUCAAGGAAGGCGUCCUGAUGAAGCUGUCCCGGAAGGUCAUGCAGCCGCGCAUGUUUUUCCUGUUCAACGACGUCCUGCUGUACACCACGCCUCUGCAGUCGGGGACAUACAAGCUGAACAACAUGCUCUCCUUGGCCGGCAUGAAGGUCACAAAGCCCGGCCAGGAAGCCUAUCAGAACGAACUGAAGAUCGAGAGUGUGGAACGCUCCUUCAUCCUCUCAGCCAGCUCUGCCCGCGAGAGGGACGAGUGGCUGGCAGCCAUCUCGGGGGCCAUCGAGGAGCAUGCCAAGAAGAGAGUCACCUUCUGCCCUGGUAGGAGUCUGGAUGAGGCCGACUUGGAGAGGAAGGAGGAAGUGACUCCCCUGGGCUCCAAGGCGCCCAUCUGGGUUCCAGACACCAGGGCCACCAUGUGCAUGAUCUGUACCAGGGAGUUCACUCUCACCUGGAGGCGACACCACUGCCGCGCCUGCGGGAAGGUCGUCUGCCAAGCCUGCUCCUCAAAUAAGUAUGGCUUGGAUUACCUGAAAAACCAGCCCGCAAGAGUGUGUGAACAUUGUUUCCAAGAGCUGCAGAAACUAGAUCACCAGCCCUCCCCAAGGCCCGGGACCCCCGGAAGUCACAAGUCUCCGUCCAGCGCCUUGACCUCGGUGCUGCAGUCCAUCCCCUCCGGGCGGAAGCAAAAAAAGAUCCCUGCAGCUCUUAAAGAAGUGUGGGCCAGCACGGAGGACUCCACCAUGAGCGGCUACCUGUACCGGGCCAAGGGCACCCGCAAGCCCUGGAAGCACCUGUGGUUCGUCAUCAAGAACAAAGUGCUGUACACGUACGCAGCCAGCGAGGACGUGGCAGCGUUGGAGAGUCAGCCUCUGUUAGGAUUUACAGUCUCCCAAGUCAGAGACGAGAGUGCGGAGUCGAGAGUGUUCCAGCUGCUGCACAAGGACAUGGUGUUCUAUGUUUUCAAAGCUGAGGACGCGCAGUCGGCACAGAAGUGGAUAGAGGCGUUUCAGGAAGGCACCGUGUUGUAGCAGUGCUGGUUUCGUCUCUUCUCUGAGGAUGGUGGAAUUUCUUCAGGAUGGAGUAAAAACAAAAUUUUAUAAAAAUAAACACUGCCAAGAUAAAUCCAACCAAACUCUUUUUCAGAGAUCUCAGAUACAAGAAAUUAUUUUGUUAGAUAUAGUUUUUUAAAAAAAUGUUUGCUUUUUCAUGUAUUUUAUUUAUUAAAACUGUAAUGUUUUACUUGAUGGUCAGAGUUA